AUGCGUGCGUAUGCGGGUGCGUUCUUGCUUAUGCAGAUUGUAUUCUACGAGUCAGUUCGGCCUAAAGCCUGCAAUCAAGUGACAAAGAAGUAUAUGGGAGGCGAACCAAAGGAAGCUGCCUCGAUUUCAAAGAACUAUGGUGAUGAUCUGUACCUACAACGCACGUACACUUGCAUACGAGUCAUCGAUAGAAGACUUCCUCAAGCAAGCAAGAGGGAUAAAGUACGAUGUCAUCGGCCUGGCCGAGACGAGAAGACGCCAGCCUUUCAACCCGUCUAUGACACCGGAGAAGAACUGUUCCUCGGAAGAUGCGACAGUGAAGGAGUCGGUGGAGUCGGCGUUCUCAUCAACAUGAGUUUGUCCAUGAACAUCGAUUCAUUCGAACAACUUACAACCCGAAUCGGACGUUUACGAUUAAAAAGACGUGGAUCAAUUCCGGCUUUGAGAAUCAUCGUCGUUUACGCGCCGACAUCAAACUAUGACGAAGAAGAAGUCGAGCCGUUCUAUAUGGACUUGCAGAAGUUCUACAGAGAAGACCACACAUUCUUAAAGGUCGUCAUUGGAGAUUUCAACGCCAAGAUUGGACCAAGAAGAACGUUUGAAGAACGUAACACUGGAACUCACGGAUUAGAAUGGAACGAACAGGGUGAGCAGCUAUCUGAGUUAAUCAUGCUGACCAAGGCCAUCCAUGGUAAGUUGAAAUUCCAGAAGCUCCACCCUCAACGCUGGACGUGA
This is a messenger RNA of Angiostrongylus costaricensis, 735 nucleotides long. The record is from the annotation of a GenBank genome assembly. NCBI's taxonomy places the organism in Eukaryota, Metazoa, Nematoda, Chromadorea, Rhabditida, Metastrongylidae.